GAUCAUGUAAAUGCAGUAUCCAACAUCAACAAUGUAAACACAGUUUAAACUGUUUUUCUUCUACAGAUUCUACCACAGUGGGGCUCACAAUGCAGAAUAUAACAUCUACCGAUGCUGUCACCACCUACACUGCUGUGUCAUCUGCUGUGACUGGCUCAAUUACGUCAAGCUCUACAAUGUCACCCAUAACCGGCCGAUUUAAGCUGCAGAUGUCAUUUAGCAUGUUACGGAAUUUCACAGAGGACUUAAAAGACCCCGCAACAAUGAUGUACAAAAAUUUAAAAAAUAACAUCGAAUCAGCACUCUGUGAAAAAUACAAAUAUAUAUCGGGGUUUAUUCGAGUAGAGGUAACUAACUUCAGGCCUGGAAGUGUGAUUACUGACUUCUUAUUACAGACCAACCAACUGAAUUCCACUGAAAUCGCAACAGCAAAUGAUAAAUUUGUGGCUGAUCUUGUAACCAAAGGGUUUAAUGCUGACUCUGAUUCUUUUCAAGGAGUUCUUCAUGGACCAGAACCUUUCACAAAGAACUAUGAGAUGAUAUAUCCUGGUAACACCAUGGAGCUGACAUGCAUGGUCCCAGAAUCAAUGCAAAAAGGAAGCGUGUCGUGGUUUGUGAAUAAUGUACCAGUGUAUAAUAAUACAAAGUACACAAUCACCAGCUCAACUCUAAAACUUACCGUUAAGGAUAUAAGCACUGAUGACAGUGGAACAUACAGAUGCAGCAUGAAGGAUACGAUUUUGAUUUUCCUCCAUGAAGAACUCAUUAAGGUGACGAAUGUUGUCGCUCCAAUGGUCAAACUCAGCAGAUGGCAAUUGAACAGCCCGUGUGACAGUACGGAAGAAAUUAGCUUGGAGUGCUGUGUCACAUACAACAAUAUCGAUGACAUUGAGGCCAAAUGGAUGGCCAGUGUUGAACUCUCAACCAAUGUUCACCCUGAAAGCAACAUAAAAUGUUUUGUCCAUUCUUUUAACACUGAACAAGGAAAAUGUGACCCAAAAACUUUUACCUGCCAAGUAAAAAACAGAGGAAAAAUCAUCAAUGAAAUGAAGGCCACAGUGAACUUUUUCUCAGGAGCCUGGUUUUGA
Paramormyrops kingsleyae is the source of this 1088-nucleotide messenger RNA. NCBI's taxonomy places the organism in Eukaryota, Metazoa, Chordata, Actinopteri, Osteoglossiformes, Mormyridae. The record is from RefSeq and is a predicted model, not a curated record.